Molecule: messenger RNA, 1533 nt
Organism: Caretta caretta (loggerhead turtle)
Lineage: Eukaryota; Metazoa; Chordata; Testudines; Cheloniidae
Gene: CHRNG
Product: cholinergic receptor nicotinic gamma subunit
Biological process (GO): monoatomic ion transmembrane transport
Cellular component (GO): postsynaptic membrane
Molecular function (GO): acetylcholine-gated monoatomic cation-selective channel activity; transmembrane signaling receptor activity
Source: RefSeq, a predicted model, not a curated record
AUGCGCUGCCUGGCUCUGCUCGCGACCCUCGGCUCCCUCACCGCCGUGCUGUGCCGGAACCUGGAGGAGAAGCUGCUCAAUGACCUGAUGACCAACUACAACCGCAACCUGCGUCCGGCCCAGCGGGAGGGGGACAUCAUUAACGUCACGCUGAAGCUCACCCUCACCAACCUCAUCUCCCUGAACGAGCGGGAAGAGACCCUCACCACCAACAUCUGGAUUGAGAUGAAGUGGUGCGAUUAUCGGCUGCAGUGGGAUCCUGACGAAUACGACAACAUCCAGAUACUGAGGGUGCCCUCCACCGAGGUGUGGCUGCCGGACAUCGUCCUGGAGAACAACAUCGACGGGGUGUUUGAGAUCACCCUGUACUGCAACACGCUGCUGGAUUCCAAAGGCUGCCUCCUGUGGAUGCCGCCCGCCAUCUACCGCACCUCCUGCGCCAUCUUCGUCACCUACUUCCCCUUCGACUGGCAGAACUGCUCCAUGGUGUUUCAGUCCCAGACCUACAGCGCCAAUGAAAUUAACCUGCUGCUGACGGUGGAAGAUGGGCAGACCAUUGAGUGGAUCGUCAUCGACCCCGAAGCUUUCACAGAGAAUGGGGAGUGGGCAAUCAAGCACCGGCCGGCCAAGAAGAUCGUGAACGCCGAGCGCUUCACCCCGGACGACUUAGGUUACCAGCAGGUCGUCUUCUACCUGAUCAUCCAGAGGAAACCGCUCUUCUAUGUCAUCAACAUCAUCGUGCCCUGCGUGCUCAUCUCGUCCGUGGCUGUGCUGGUGUAUUUCCUGCCUGCCAAAGCGGGCGGCCAGAAGUGCACGGUCUCCAUAAACGUCCUCCUGGCCCAGACCGUCUUCCUCUUCCUGAUCGCACAGAAGGUGCCUGAGACCUCCGAUGCUAUGCCUCUCAUUGGCAAGUACCUGACCUUUCUCCUGGUGGUGACGGUGGUGAUCGUGGUGAAUGCCGUCAUUGUGCUGAACAUCUCGCUGAGGACCCCCAAUACGCACUCCAUGUCGCAGAAAGUGCGGCAGAUCUGCCUGCGGCAGCUGCCCCACUUCCUGGGGAUGCACAUGCGCCGCAGGGACAUGGCCCCCCGCCCGCUGAUGGCCCGGCGCCGCAGCUCCCUGGGGCUGAUGGUGAAGGCUGACGAGUACAUGCUGUGGAAGGCCCGGACCGAGCUGAUCUUUGAGAAGCAGAAGGAGAGGGCCGGGCUGAUGAAGGCCGUCCUGGAAAAGAUCGGGAAAGGCCUGGAAAACGGGUGCUCCCAGGAUCUCUGUCACAGCUUGGUGCAGGCUGGUCCCGAGAUCCGGGCCUGCGUGGACGCCUGCAACCACAUUGCCAAGACGCUGCAGGAGCAGAACGACUUCGACAACGAGAACGAGGAGUGGAUCCUGGUGGGGAGAGUCAUCGACCGCGUCUGCUUCUUGGUCAUGGCCUCGCUCUUCGUCCUGGGGACGGUCAGCAUCUUCCUGAUGGCCCAUUUCAACCAGGCACCAGUAGUGCCCUUUCCCGGGGACCCCAAGCGCUACCUGCCGUAG